AUGCCUUCUUUUGAGCUCGGCGAGUCGAUUCCGCCGGACACGGCUCACGCCGUGAGCGUGUCCUUGCCUACAUGGAAGUCAAACAUUGGCUAUGAGGAAGGGGAGGAAUGGGUCCUCGGGCGCAUGGUGACCGGUUACCCCAGGUUCUACAUCCACAAGAGCAUAGCUGCCUUGGCCCAGGAAAUUGCUACCAGUGAUGUCGACCUCACCACCACACCGCUCCCGGCACUGGAGUCCAGCACCCGGGGCAUUGCCAACCUUUCCGAGGGUGACAUCUACCUCUAUCCAUGUGGUAUGAAUGCCAUCUUUAACGCCCACGCCACACUCCUCGGCGUCCGUGGGUCGAUGAAAAGCAUCAACUUUGGUUUCCCUUAUGUCGACACCUUGAAGAUUUUGCAGAAAUUUGGCCCCGGCUGUCUUUUCUAUGGUCACGCAUCAAAUGAGGAGCUCGACGACCUGGAGAAACGACUACAGAACGGCGAGAAAUUUCUGGGUCUCUUCUGCGAAUUUCCUGGGAAUCCACUGCUAACCUGUCCCGACCUUGUCCGGAUUCGCCAGCUUGCUGACCAGUAUGAUUUUGCUGUCGUGGUGGACGAGACCAUCGGUACAUUUGCCAACAUCAACGUACUCCAUUUUGCGGAUGUGGUCGUCAGCAGCCUCACCAAAAUCUUCUCUGGGGACUGUAAUGUUAUGGGCGGUAGCCUCGUGCUGAAUCCACACAGUCGGUAUUACGCCGAGAUGAAAGCUCUUAUCCAGAGGGAGUUUGUGGAUACUUACUGGGCCGAGGACGUCAUCUUCAUGGAGAGGAAUAGCCGGGACUUUGCAGGCCGCAUCGAGCGAGUUAACGCGAAUGCCGAAGCCAUUUCCGAGAUAUUGCUCGCGCACCCUGCAGUGCAGAAAGUGUACUACCCAAAACAUAACGAGUCGAAGCGAAGCUAUGAUGUUUGCAAACUGCCACAGGGGGGCUAUGGUGGUCUCCUCUCGGUUGUCUUUCAUCGAAAAGCUCAGGCCAUGGCUUUCUACGACGCCAUCGAGACGGCCAAGGGUCCUAGUCUCGGCACAAAUUUUACUUUGACUUCCCCGUAUGUGGUACUCGCACACUACCAGGAGCUCGAUUGGGCGGCUGGAAUGGGAGUGAGCCCUGAUUUGCUUCGGAUCAGUGUUGGUCUUGAGGAGACGGAUCAGCUUAUAUCUGUCUUCAAAUCAGCAUUGCACGCCGCAGAGGAGUGUGCACAAGACUAG
Molecule: messenger RNA, 1242 nt
Organism: Phaeoacremonium minimum UCRPA7
Lineage: Eukaryota; Fungi; Ascomycota; Sordariomycetes; Togniniales; Togniniaceae
Product: putative cystathionine gamma-synthase protein
Exons: 4
Coding region: 1-1242 (413 amino acids)
Biological process (GO): transsulfuration
Molecular function (GO): pyridoxal phosphate binding; cystathionine gamma-synthase activity
Source: RefSeq, a predicted model, not a curated record